This is a messenger RNA of Amphiprion ocellaris (clown anemonefish), 8803 nucleotides long. RefSeq names its product rootletin. The transcript is spliced from 37 exons. The coding region runs from base 1957 to 8010 and encodes 2017 amino acids. The record is from RefSeq and is a predicted model, not a curated record. NCBI's taxonomy places the organism in Eukaryota, Metazoa, Chordata, Actinopteri, Pomacentridae.
GUCUCCAUGCAGAGCGACAACACGUCCAUGAUGUGUAGAGAAGUGACAAUGUGUUGGAGCUCAGGGAGAUCCUGAAACUCCUGAAGGAGAACCAGAGUCUCCGUCGCUCUCAGUAAAGCUGAAAACCUCCCAAAUGAUGAAGCCAGAAUGAAGGAAAACCGCGUUCUGCAGGGGAACCAAGAACUACAGAAAGAGAAGAACAGCAUUCAGGAAGAAAGGAAAGAAUUGUAGCAGAACAAGGAAGUGCUGGAGGAGCAAUGUAAAGAACUGCAGAAGAUGAGGAGGAAAUCAUAGAGGUCUAUCUGAAAGAAGUUUUAAAAACUAAGAAGCUUCUCGAAGGAAAAGAUAAAGAAGAGCAGGCAGAGAGGACGACACCUCAGCAGAAGAAAUAUGGAGAAAAAUAGGAAAGUUCUGGAGGACAAGAAAAAAGAAGUGCAGAAUGAGAAGCAACAGAUUGGAAAAUAGGACGGUUCCUGAAGAUAAGAUCAAGGAAUUAGAAACAGUGAUGAUAAAAACCAAAGAGCACCACCUUAAAGUGAAGAAGGAGAGGGAAGACCUCGUAAAGGACAACAAAGAAAUCUUUCUUGCUCAUUUCCCGCACAAACACGUAUUAGUCAGUCAGUAAUAAAAACAACUUUUCACCUGAUCUUGAAGAAACAUGUCCGUUACGUUGUGCACCUGUGCUGGAUAUGAUGGUUUUUAAAAUAUUCUAUAAACUUCUAUGUUUAAAUACUUAAAUUAAUUACAUAAGUGAGUGUGAACAUCAAAAAGUCAGUUUGUGUUCUCUGGGCACAAAGCAACUACUAUUAAUAAACGCAUAGUUGUAGUGAAAAAUGAGCUGCUCUGUGAGAUGAUGAGGUGAGUUUUAGUAACAUACAGACAGAACUUCAGUUUGCUCAAAAACUAUAAAGAGAAAACAACAAUGUGUAUAAGUGACAACGAUAUUAACAUUUUCUAAAGAAUUCUCUGAAACUCUACCAAAAUUGAUGCACCAGAAAUGAAGCACAACAUUUUGUCCAACAGUCUGUGGAAACAGCAUGCGAUUCAUUUAACUCGGUUUAUAAUAUUACAUUUAUUCUGAUUUAGUGGGUUUUUGCACACAAAAAAAUGUGACCCUGCUGUGAAGAAAGAGAAUAUUUUGGACCAAUUGAAAUGCGUCACUUUAAUUGGUGACACACAGUUGAAUUUAUCCAACUUAAUUGUAUAAGUAAUAUUAAUACCACUACUUUAAACUUGAAGAAUUUAAAUCAUUUAAUUCCUCCCAAAUAAACUGUUUGCACUGCUGCCACUUGAUUAAGGUCAAAGUGAGUUUGAAAUUUUUUUUUUCAACUUAAGUAUUUGCUUUACCCAAACACGAAGCACGAUUUCAACAUCAGACUUACUGUUUUUCUCUUUCACUGAAAUCAGAAUACCAGUAUAAAUGUACAAGGCGUCAUUUGAAGUCAGCGCCAACACCAAAGCACAACGAUAAGAGAGAAUAAUUCAAAACUGUUGAUUUCAACCACAGCUCGGAUCAGUUUUCACAGUGAGGCCUUCACACUUGGAAUUUUAUUUUUCUAAUGAAUUUUUUCUUCGAGCGCGGGUUUUUCUUUGAGCUCGUCUGUGUAGUGCAGUCCCAGUGCGGUAACAGUGGUGGAGCUGGAGGUGGAGCUGGAGCUGGAGCUGGAGGUGGAGGUGGAGGAUGCGCAUCUUAAAACCUGCUAAUCCUGCUGCUGCCCUCAAUCUGCGCCUGCCUGCACCGGAGGAGGCGUCAGGACGGACUCUCUCUGCUCCACUGCGGACAAACUUUACAGCACCGCACCGCAGCUGAAAUAACCAGCUCCGCGUCUCAAACUUUUCCUCUGUUUUUACGCACCCGCUGGAAAACAGAAGCGCCUCGUUCGGCUAGUGAAGACUAGCCGAACGAUUUCUCGGAGUUAAUCCUAAUUCCCCGGAGGAUCUGGAAUAUCUGCCGCUAUGAGCGCAGCGGAGACCUCAGACACCGACUCCAACAAGCUGGAGUCCGUGAUCCAGAGGUUGGAGGAGAGUGUUUUGUCAGAGGAGGAGAAGAGGUUGACGGUGAGGGGCCCUUCACCAGACGCCCCCCCUACAUGUCUACCAGCCAGAGUACGAGAAAUUGUCACAAAGAACCUCAACGAUAGCACCGGAGCCAUGUCCUCGGUCAUGUCCAUCCAGGAGGAGAACCGGGUGCUGCAGGGAGAACUGGCCCGUCUGGAGGACCUGCUGGCCCACAGCAGAGCCGACCGAGACGAGCUCGCCAUCAAGUACGGGGCCAUUAGUGAGAGGCUGGAGCAGGCGCUGCGUUUUGAAACAGGAGAUGGAGACCUUGAUUCACCAGAGUCCCGCAGCUUGGCUCAGCAGAACGUGGAUCUACGCAGGCGGCUGGACGAGGAGCAAGCGGCCUACAAGCGUAAACUCACCGCUUACCAGGAGGGGCAGCAGAGGCAGGCGCAGCUCGUGCAGAAGUUACAGGCCAAAGUGCUUCAGUACAAAAAGAGGUGUGGAGAUCUGGAGCAGAUGCUGCAGGAGAAAUCCUCUGAUUUGGAGAAACACAGGCAGGAUGGCCACAGCGAAGCAUCAAAUGGGCGUCAUCAAGACGAGGCCAGCAGCAACCUGGAGGACGCUUUAAUCCGUCUGGAGGAAGAACAACAGAGGAGCAGCAGUUUGUCUGCGGUGAAUGCGAUGCUGAGAGAGCAGUUGGAGCAGGCGGGUUUGGCCAAUGAGGCACUCAGCCAGGACAUCCGCCGGCUCACUGCUGAUUGGACAAAAGCCAGAGAGGAGCUGGAACAGAAGGAGUCUGACUGGAGGAGAGAAGAAGAGUCUUUUCACAGCUACUUCAGCAGUGAGCACGGUCGCCUGCUGAUGCUGUGGCGACAAGUGGUCGGGUUCAGGAGACAUGUCUGUGAAAUGAAGAGCGCCACUGAAAGGGACUUGUCAGAUAUGCGUAAUGAGCUGGCCCGGAUGUCCCACUCUGCUCAGGUGUCCUGCACUGGUCUGUCCACUACACUGUACAACCGGGAGGGAGGAGCAGCUCUGGCUCUGGAGCGAGAGAAAGCUCUGAGGGUUCAGCUGGAGCAGCAGCUCAGAGAUCGAGUGUCAGAGAUGAUGAACCUUCAGACCAGAACAGAUGCAGAGAGAAGUGAGCUCAACGUCAGGUUGUCAGAUUCGGUGCGAGAGGGGGAGAAGCUGAAAGGCCAAAUGGAGGAGAGAGACAGAGAAAUUGUCACGCUGACGAGGAGGCUUGAGGAGCAGAGCGGCAGUGAUGAGACUGACAUGCAGAUGAUGAGAGUUCACACUGAGACGCUGCUGGACACACUGCGGGACAUCGCUCAGACCGUUUUAUCAGACGGCGAGUCGUCAUCCGAAGCGGAUCAGGACAACUCUGGUGUUCCGCUGCUGGCGUUGAUCCGUGACUCCUCCCCUCGGCGGCCGUCCUCGCCCACUCGACCCUCCUCGCUGUUUCCUCCUCCAGAGGCAGCUCUGUCGGCUCUCCGCUCCGCCGUCACCAACAAGACGCUCCAGCUGCAGGAUGUUCGAGGUCGUCUGCUCUCUGCCCAGUCCUCAGUACAGCAGUUACGAAAGCAGCUUUCGGAGUCUGAUUCGGCCAAAAGAGACACAGAGCAGCGAAAUCAAGCCCUGCAGCGAGAGAGAGACGCUGCUCACAGGGAAAGAGAGACUUCACAGAGAGAAAAGGAGCGUCUGAAGCAGGAGAGAGACUCACUGGCCAGUGAGAAGGUGAACUUGGAGAAGACGGUUCAGGCAGCGCAGAGCAGCAGCCACAUCCUGCAGAUGGACUGUGAGAAGCUUCGGCUGACUGUGGCGUCGGUGCAGCGAGAGCGAGAUCACGAGAGGGAGGAGAAGGAGGCGGCCAAUCAGGAGAGAGACCGGGCCAAGGCAGAGACUCAGAGGAUAACCAAGCAGUGGGAUCAGAGCGAGAGUCGAGCCUCUGCUCAGCGAGGAGAGUUGUCUGCAGUGAGGGAGACUCACCAGCAGGGGGAGGUGGAGAGGCAGCUGCUGGAGCGAGAGAAGGUCCAACUGACUGAAGCUCUGGCUCGGGCUGAGAGCAGCAACACUGAACUGUCUCUGCUGCUCAACAAGCUUCAGUCUGAGGACGCAGCUCUCCGAGACUCUUUGGCAAAGAUGAGCAGCAUGAAUGAGGGUUUGGCCCAGGACAAAACUGACCUCAACACCUACAUCCUCCAGCUUGAGGAGGAGAAGGCCCUGCUGCAGGGUCAGAAACGUGAGGCGGAGCAGGAGAAGCUGACCGUCAGAGACGAGCUGGUCCGGUUGGAGCAGGACCGGCUGGAGCUGGAGUCGACUCGCAUCACGCUGCAACAAUCACUGCAGGACGCUGAGCUGAGCCGGGUGGGGAUGGAGGCAGAGCUGCACAGUCUCAGGACUGACAGACUUAAGCUGCAGGAGAAAGUAACCCAGCUCUGUGGCGAGGUGACCUCUCUGGGUUCAGAGUUGAGUCUCGCCAGAGGAGAGGGCCAGAGGAACGAGGUGGCUUUAGAGGAGGCCGGCCGCAGUCGGGCUGAACUGGCCCGAGACAAAGCAGCUCUUGUGGUCCAGCUGACGGCAUCUGAGAGAGAAAACGCCAUGCUGUCAGAGGAACUGGCUGCUUUCAGGUCAGAGCGGGAGUCCCUGGAAACCAGCCUGUUCGAUGUGCAGCAGCAGCUUGUUCAGGUGGAGUCUCGCAGAGAGCAGCUGGAAACAGAGAACCAAAACCUUCGAGUCCGCAGUGAGACGGCUGCAGCUGAGCUGCGGCGUGUUCGCUCAGAUGGGGAGAAUGCUUUGGCUCAGGCUGAGAGGGAGAAACAGGCUCUGACUCAGACUCUAAAUGCUGCACAGCUGGAGGCCCAGCAGGCUUUACGCAAGACCAUCUCUGAGCAUCAGGAAGAGGUGGAGAGGCUGGUCUCAGAAAAGGAAGUAGUACGACACAGCUUGCUGAUGGAGCAUGAGGUUGCUGUGAGGAAGCUCAGGCAGGAGACGGAGGAUCAGCUCCACAGAGCGAAGAGAGAACGAGAGGAGCUGCAGGAUGAACUGAGGACUCUGCAGCAUGACAGAGAUCAGUGUCUGCUGCAGGCCGAGGCCGAGAAACAACAGGCCCUCUCUCUGAAGGAGGCAGAGAAGACGGUUCUGUCUGACAGAGUGUCCAGUCUGCAGGCCGAGCUGUCAGCUGCUGUGCUGGAGGCCGACCGGAUGACCAGAGAAGCUGCUCAUUACAAAGAGCAGGAGCAGAUCAGAGUUGGAGCUCUGACCAGCGAGCUGCUGGAGCUUCGCUCUCAGCUGGAGGAUGCCGCCUCCGCUCACGAGCGAGAACUAAACAGUCUACGAGAGACUUGUACUGAUCUUCGGUCACGCACUGAUGUUGCUCUCAAAGAGCUGGAGCAGUGCAGAGCUUCUCUCUCAGCUGCUGAGGAGAGUCGAGACCAGUUGAGGCGGGAGAUGCUGGAGACUGAACGUCGUCUGACCCACACUCAGGACUCAGCAGAGAGCUAUAGAAGAGAGGGAACAGAGCUCCGUCGCAGCUUCUGUGACGCCACCAAAGAGAGAGACACUCUGAGCCAAUCCAACACUCAGCUGAGGGAAACUCUGCGAAGUGCAGAAACGGAGAGAAUCAGUGUGAAACGACAGUGUGAGGAGAAGGAGCAGAGGCUGGCAGUGCUGGAGGAGAAUUUUUCUUCCACUCAGAAGGAGGUGACGGAGCUGCGCAGCUGCCUGAGAGAAGUCGAAAGGUCUCGACUUGAGGCUCGGCGAGAACUGCAGGAACUCCGCAGGCAGCUGAAGGUUCUGGAUGGAGAGAAGGAGCAGAAAGGGAGGGAGGUGGCAGAGCUGCAGACUCGCCUCUCGCUGGAGGAGCAAAGAGAGGAAGAGAGAGCGAAGGAGGUUUUCAUCCUCAAGCAGAAGCUAACCGAAGCGGAAACAACAAGAGACUCCCUCAAGAAAGAGCUUUCUAUGACUCAAAAGCGUCUGCUGGACUCUGAGUCCGGCUGGCGCAGCUGUGAGAGGGAACUGACCGCUCAGCUGCAGGAGGCUCGUGGCUGCGAGAAGAAGCUCCUGGAUGAAGCCAAGAACCUGUCGCUGCGCACUCAGGCAGCCCAGGACGUUGCUGCUCAGUCCAGCCUGCAGCUGAGCGAGGCGCAGGGCCGACUGACCGCCACCGAGGCCGAGCUGGUCCGGGCCGAGGCGGGGAGGAGGGACCUGGAGUUUCGUCUGAGCAGCCUCCAGUCGGCGCUGACCCGAACUCUGGGCAUCGGAGCGGGAGGGAGAGGAAUCAGGGGGAGGAGCCCAGGAGGAAGCUCUACAUCAGCCGGCAGCAUGUCGCGCCACCACAGCAUCUCCCCGCUGCGCUCCUCGCUGUCACCUCCUAAAGAGUUCCGAGGAAGCACCCCUGAAAACACUCUGGGUUCGGGAGGUGUUUCUCCUGAGAGAGGCGACACACCGCUGCCUCUCUUUCAGCCGGAGCUCGACCCCGAGACCCUGAGAAGUGGCCUGAGGGAUUUCCUCCAGGAGCUGCGGGAAGCACAGAGAGAAAGGGACGAUGUGCGAUGCCAGCUGGGGGCCGUGCAGAGAGAGCUGGAGGAGCUGAAGGGGGAACGAGACUCUGCUCACAGUCGACUAACUCAGCUGCAAAGCACCUUACAGGAGUACCAAGAAGGGAGGCGUGGACUGGACGAGCGUCUGAUCACCACUCAGAUGCUGCUGCAGCAGCAGGAGGAGGCGGUGAGGAGAGGAGACAGAGAGAGGAGAUCUCUGUCCGACAGGGUGAAGGAUUUAGAGCGAGCGCUGCAGGCGUCUGAGACGGAUAAGAAACACACACAGGAUCUGUUAAAUAAGCAGCGCGCUGCUGAGAUGCGUCUGGAGGCGGAGAGGAGGCGUCUGCGGGAGGCGCUGGAGGCAGCCGAAGCUCGAGCCACCAGGGUGGAGCUGGGGAGGCGCAGCCUGGAGGGGGAGCUGCAGAGACUCAAACUGAGCCUGGGAGACCGAGAGGCUGAGAGUCAGGCCUCCCUGGAGCGCCACGACUCUCUCAUCAAACAGGUGGCGGAAGGAGAAGCCCGUGUGUCUCUGCUGCAGAGGGAGGUGGAGAGGCUGAGUCAGGCUCUGCUCAAAGCUCAGGAAGGUGAAUCUGUACUCAAAGAAAAGACCACUUCUCUGAAUCAGACUCUCCAGGAGGCAGCGGCUGCUCACAGCGGCUCCCAGAGUCGUCUGGCUGCUCUGCAAAAGACACUAAGUGUAGCUGAACAGGACAAAAGGCUUCUGCAGGAACGAAUGGAUGAAGCUCGGGCAUCAUCAGCUGAGGCUAAAAGAAACAUGGCCGCCCUCACGGAGCGGGCGCAGAACCUGCAGAUUGAACUGAACCAGAGCGAACUGCGGCGAGAAGAACUGGAGGCCGAGCUCAACAACACUCAGGAGGCUCUGCGUCAGCGUUCAGCCGCUCUGUUGGAGUCUCAGCGCAGCGUCCAGGCAGCUCAGACGGAGCGGGCAGCUGUGGAGGAGAGACUGCGAGGGCUGCAGAGAGCCGUCGCCAUGCUGGAGACGGAGAAGAAGGAUGCUGAGAGGCAGGCGGUGAGGCUGGAGAAGGACAAGAACGCACUGAGGAACACACUGGACAAGGUUGAGCGUCAGAAGCUGAAGUCUGAAGAAGGCAGCAUGCGUCUGUCUGCAGAGAAAGGUCGGCUGGAUCGUUCUCUAAACACAGCAGAGCAGGAGCUGCAGGAGGCGCAGCAGCAGAUUCUGAUGCUGCAGACUCAGCUGGCUGACAUGGAGCAGUCUCACGGUGUGUGUGAGAGUUUGGUGCGGCAGCGUGACGAAGCCCAGCGGGAGGCCGAGAGGCUGAGGAGCAGCUUCAGGGACGUUGAGCGAACGCUGGGAACCCGAGAGCGAGCUCACCGCCACCGAGUUAAAGGCCUGGAGGAGCAGGUGUCCACCCUGAAGGAUCAGCUGCAGCAGGAGAUGAAGCGUCGGCAGCCUUCUCUUCCAUCCUCCUUACUGCCGUCAGGAAACUGAGACGCAGCUUUAAAACCAGAAUCACCAGCAGACUGUGUUGUAAUCCAGGGAAACUGCGCUCAAAAUGAAUGUCUCAUAGCAACUCUAACCCACAGAAAUGUGUUCAUACUCUAACUGUACUGCUUAAAUGAUUGUUUGUAUUAUUUUGUGACACUGAAACGAUCACUGCUGUCAUUUUGAAGGUGUUUUAUUGAUAUUGCGAGCAGUAAAAAACGCUUAACUGCAGCACAAAGACGGGCAAGGAGACGAAGCGCCUGCUGAUUCCUGGCAGCUGUUUGUACUUGAUCUGUGCUCAGCAUCUUCCCAAACAUCCUGCUCCUAUUCAAGAAGAAACCCAAAUCACGGCAGGAUUCUCCUCCAGACAGUCUGGAUGUAGCGCAGGGAGGGAAGAUCUGCCAGUUUUGCAGCUUGGCUUUGAUUCCUUCACAUUCAUAUUAACAACUGAGGACGGAGAAAAAGGGAAGGAAGGUUUUCACUGUGUGCGAGUGGAAACAAACAAACAGAGCACAAUAAUGGAUCUGCACUAUGUAUUCUCUCAGACAGAUUUUGAUGAUUGUGUGAGAUGUAGAUGCUAUUUUAUAAAUGAAAAACGGCAUUGACAGUUGAGUGUUGCAGUGUGAGGGCAAACCUACAGUGUUUUUUAUUAGCGUUAGUUUUACCAGAUGUAUAUACUUUUUACUUACUGUAUAAACACUGACAAGCUGAUGAUUAAUAACAGCAGUAUCUCUUGUAUGGACAGAACACAUGGAAGCCACAUGUUUGGAGGAGAAUAAAGUGACUCUGUGCACCACAA